This is a messenger RNA of Larimichthys crocea (large yellow croaker), 1133 nucleotides long. Its product is annotated as N-acetyllactosaminide beta-1,3-N-acetylglucosaminyltransferase 3. The record is from RefSeq and is a predicted model, not a curated record. Gene Ontology annotation, cellular component: Golgi membrane. Gene Ontology annotation, biological process: poly-N-acetyllactosamine biosynthetic process; protein O-linked glycosylation. Gene Ontology annotation, molecular function: hexosyltransferase activity; UDP-glycosyltransferase activity. Lineage: Eukaryota; Metazoa; Chordata; Actinopteri; Sciaenidae.
AUGUCAACAAAAUAUGUCCCGCCGCUAACUUCACAGACUUCACUCUUUCCUGAUACAGUGAAAGACUUUCUCUACUAUCAACACUGUCGCCAUUUCCCCUUGUUACUGGACCUUCCUGACAAAUGUGGAGGAGCUGAUGAAUCAGCAGAAGUCUUUCUUCUGCUGAUCAUUAAAAGCACCCCUGAGAACUACGACCGCCGAGAGGUGCUGCGCAACUGGGCUAAGGAGAGGUUACACAAGGGUGUGUGGAUCCGAAGGAUCUUCAUCUCAGGAACAACAAAUUCUGGUUUUGAGAAAGACAGAAUGAACAAAUCCGAGCUGGAGCAACGUGAGUACAAUGACAUCCUUCAGUGGGACUUCAGGGACACAUUCUUCAACCUCACUUUGAAGCAAGUUCUCUUCCUGGAAUGGAUGGAAAGAAACUGUCCAAACGUUCGCUUCCUGUUCAACGGUGACGAUGACGUCUUUGCCAACACAGACAACAUGGUGGAGUACCUCCAAGAUCUCAAAGAUACUAAUGGAAGUAAACACCUUUUUACUGGCCACCCAUCGAGAAUACGAAGCCUUCAGAGACAAAAUAGCAAGUAUUUUGUCCCAGUCCAGGUAGAAGUCCGACUUAUAUCUCCUUACUGUGGUGGUGGUGGCUUCCUCUUGUCUGGUAUACAGCUUGGUCAUAACACAAUGUCGCACUCUUCCCUUCACCCCAUUGAUGAUGUUUACAUAGAUGUGUCUGGCUAAAGCAGAACUAGUCCUACCGCCAUAUGGGAAUGUGUGGAGGUCUGUAUUCCCUCCAAGAAACUAGAUGAAUACGACCCUUGCUAUUACAGAAACAUAGUGGUACACAGAUUCCUUUCAGCUCGCAUGUAUUAUUUGUGGCAAAGAAUCGAUCCUGAUCUGAAAUGUGGCAGCACCAAACUGUAACUUCCAGCUGGCUGCACUUUGCUUGAUGAUGAUUUGGUUUGGACUGUUUUCCUUCUACUGGUCAGAUGUCCAGUGGAUCUUUUUUCUGAGAAAAUUGUCUGGCUGACAUAAUAAUUAAUUUUGAGUGUUAACAUUGCCACUGUUAUCACUGUUAGCCGAGAACGUCCAGAAGGGCGUAGCAGUAGCAGCCUAAGUAAGGAAAGGCAGGAUUG